Messenger RNA from Suillus fuscotomentosus, 606 nucleotides. RefSeq lists its product as uncharacterized. The record is from RefSeq and is a predicted model, not a curated record. NCBI's taxonomy places the organism in Eukaryota, Fungi, Basidiomycota, Agaricomycetes, Boletales, Suillaceae. Bases 1 to 606 code for a protein of 201 amino acids. The transcript is spliced from 9 exons.
AUGCCGGAUGAUGGUGAGCGUCAAAUCCUGUUUAUGCGUCAUAUCGCUCGCUUGUUCCGGAUAACAUAUGCGCUCUGGAACAAUAAUGGAAUUGUACUCGCAGCCAUGUUGUCCGCCUUGUUUGUUGUGGCAGUUGCGUUCAUCAUCGUUGAUGUUGUCACUGUCGAGGUCUCACAUGUUGCGAUCAACACGAUGCAAGGCAUCCGAGGCUGCUACCAGACCCCAUCCAGUGUUCAGGCUGGCACAAUAUUUGUUCUCUUGUUUGGGUUUCAACUAGGAAUCGCCUUCCUCACAAUCAUACGUGCCGUACAGAGGUGGCGGGCGGUCAAUUGCCCUCUGUACGAUGUCCUAGUGAAGCAUAACAUAUUUUACUAUACAUGCGGUCUGCUCCUCUCAGCCAUCAGCAUCCUAACGCAGAUGUUGUUGCCGAAAACUGCAUACCCCAUUGUCUGCAAAGUUUUCGAAUUCUAUUUCCUCGCGAUCUUGGCCACGCGCAUGCACCUCUUUCUCUGGCAGACCGACCGGCAGACGCGCGGCUCUGACACCCUCGUACAUAUUCCCAUGUCCGACGUGUUACCUGCAGACUCUACGGUUACUACAGUGUGA